GCAGAAAGCACUUAUUUAAAUCUCUCUGCCUUUUAUCAUCGUAUGAAAUCACUUAAGUUCUUGGAUGUUGGAUGAAUCCGGCGGUUGGUUCGGUUUCUUAUAUAAUUAAUUACACAACUGCACUCUGUACCCUGUGCUCUGUGCACAAACUCACGAAAACUGGAUAACAUCGAGUCAAGAGUAAACCUUUUAUUAUGAAAACUCUUAUUCGAACAAUAUAACAUAUUUUGCGUUCUUGGAACGUACACUGUAGAUUGGAAGGAAUUAGUGUUAUUUUUUUAUGACUAAUCAUUUUCAAGAAUAUUGCGAUCCAGUGAAAAUUCCAACUUAUGUGCAUUUGAAUGCUGAAUUCUGUACGAUAAUACGGCCUUGAAUAUAAUUUUAGAUAAAUAAUUUAACAGCACGUGUGGAUCAUUGUUUAUCAGCUAUCGCAUGAGCCUGCAUCAGUUACACGAAUUAAAAGUUUGAAUUGAUUACGAGUUGGAAAAUUACUCAUUUGAUGCAAAUAAUAUUUUACAAUUGGUUCGAUUUUAUAUAAUUGACGUAUUAGAUUGCGUAACUCAGAAGGGCGAUUUCAUCCCUUAUGGAGGCCCUCGAGAGCCGGUACGAACCUGAGAAGAACUUCAAAGUACUUUUCUCCGUAAGAAAAUACAUUUCUCUCUGAAGGCGAUAUAUUGGUCACGUAAGUGCGAGAAAAAUAGUUGAAAUACGGUUUUGCAUUGUUCCGAAGAAGCUCAAAAAAUUCAGGAACAAGCUACAUUUGAUUUGGUUUUUUGUCAAGGGGACGUUAUAUAAUUUUUUUCGAAAAUUGAACCGUAAUAAUAGAGUCUUUCGAUCUAGAUAUAAAUUCAUGUAACGUACUUUAUUCUAAGCAGACUUUAUUCUAUAAUAUUGCAAAAGCGUGAAAUUAGCCAAAACCGUUUUCAGAAGUAAAUAAUUUUUACUUCCUGAAAAUCAAACUUCAACAGCUCCAGAACUUUAUAAAUUAAUCAAACAGGAAUAUCUGUACGGAUAAAAUCAAUGCCACGUCAACGCGUUCGUAUUAAUUCGAGAAUAUUCUGAAUAGUGUCAAAGAAUAUUUCCUUUCUGAUAAUAUCACAAGCGAUUAUUUUAACCGAUUAAAAUAUUUUCUGCCAAGUUUUUACGAUAGUUAGUGCGAUAAUGGCCAACGUCCUUCUGCAAAACAUUUGUCAUAUCGGCACGUUUAACAUCAUUUUAUCGAUUUUAUUAGUUUCACAAUUAAGAAAAUAAUUUGGUCCAAUUUUGUCCGAGCCGCAAGUAUUAAUCACACGUCAAUACGUAAAUUCUGAUUUUGUAAAGCUGUUUAGCCAAAACCAUUUUCAGAAGUAAAUGAUUUUCUACAGAGUUCCAGAGCUUUCCAAAUUAAUCGACCAGGAAUAUAUAUGUUUAGGUAAAAUGAAUGCCAUGUCGACAAGUUCCUAUUACUUCGAGAACAUUCUGAAUAAUCUCAAAGAAAAUUAUUUCUUUUCUGCCAAUAUUGCGAGUGGCUGUUCCAUCACCCGAUUAAUAUAUUUUCUACGAAGUCUUUACGAUAGGUAGCGUGAUACUGACCAAGGUCCUUAUUCAAAAGAAUCGUCAUAUCGGCUUGCUUAACAUCACUUAUCAUGGUUCUUUGUUUUCCAGCUUAUUGUUGGCUGGAGUUCUUGGAUUUUACUGAUUUUAUUGGUUCAUAUAUUUUAAGUGUGUCCGUAUGCUAAGACACGUCCAUGUUUGCUAAUGUUUUUUAAAUUUCCUCAUUUCCUUUUUUAAAAAAAGCAACACUCGAAUGUUCGGUUUUCAACACGUUUAUUUAUAUCUCGAGAGUCGAAUUAUUGCUUUAUUCGAUAUAUUUCACUAUAAAACAUUUUUAUUCAUUAAAAAAAUGAUACCUAAUAAACAAACUUAUUUUUUACAGAAUUUUGGAUCGCAAUCGGUUUUUCCACUUUUUGGAAGUACGCUCCAUCUUAGGCCAUAAUUCUAUUCUCAUUUUUCGGUAGAUAAUCCGAAAAUAAAGUCCGUAUAUUUCUAAUCCGAAAUUCGUCCGUAUCAAUUACGGAUAGCGCGAUGGGUUCGGGAAAAUUUACUUACACUAAAUGUUUGCAUAUCUCACAACUCAGAUAAAAAAACAACGGAAAGGACAGAACGGAACGAGACAUAAAGGAGAAGAGCUGACUGUCGAACAUGGCUGCAGUUGAACCAACCAGCAUCUAACAGAUUUCUAGAAAUCUGCUAAAGGUGAUGAAAACAGUUUUUUUUCUACUUUGUGUGCUAUUUUAGUCAUCGUCGAAAGAAGAGACCAAAAGGGCACAAUCUGUGAAUUGACAUAAUUAUCGAAACGAAAAAAAGACAUUUUGUUGUUGUUCAUAUUUCGGAAUUUAAUGACAUACAAUUAAGAAAAUAACAUUUGUUCAAUGAUCACGUGAUUUUGAUCAAUAUUUUUUAUCAUCAUUAUGUAAUUAUUAUUAAGUAUGUAAUUUCAUAAACUCUUGAAAAAUUAUUUGCGUGAGGUAAAAAAAACGACGCAGUAGAGAAUGUUGCCGUUGCGCGUCGGCGUUUUGGGCUCUCACUCUUUUUAUAUUUUGUCGAUCUCGAAACUACUUUGAUUCAUUUAAUUCAGUGGUUGUUGUUUUCGGAAUAGUUAAAAGUGAGAUUGGAAAAAUUCAUAAACUUGAGAAAAAGUUCAAUCAAAGUGUACUAAUGAAACAAACAAAUUAUUUUCCUAAAUGAAUUUUAUUCUGGUUGUAAUUUUAACCUUUACGUUUUGCCAAAUCAUCGCAUAACAGUUUUCUCAAUCAUCAGAUUCCACACACUUCACAUGUCUUCCAUUCACAAAGAAAAUGUCCUGAUCCAGCUCGCAAGUGUAAACAACGCAACGUAGAUGAAGUCAAUAAGCUGAAACUGCGGAAUAACUUACCGGCUGAGUGUUGGUCUCUUCGGAUAUUUUUCUUGAGAUUCGAAGAUACGAUUACCUCGAAACCUGCUACGAAUGCAGUCGGUAAAGUAUGGGCGUUUCUUCUCAUCUUCAGAACAAUUGAGACACAAAUUUCGACAGCAUUUGAGUUCUUUUUCAAGGGGUUGACAAAACUGCAAAUUCGAUCGUGAUUUACUCGAACGUUCUUGAUACUUUGAGAAAAAUUUCCGUCUACAUUUCAGUGAUCGGUCCCCACUCAAACAACUAAUGAAUCAUUUAAAAAAAAGUAUUUUAGGUCUGUCAAAAUACUGCAGAGUUUUACCUCAAAAUAAAGAAGUUUGUAGGAUUAUUGACUCUGAUAGCAAAGACGAUUUUUCGUAGCUACUUUACCUCAGAGGUAUUUCCCCAAUAGAUUUAUAACAAAACAACUUGAGAUCGUAAAAAAAUUAACAAAAAAAGUCUUGAUUACUUUGUUAUAGACGAAAAAAUAAAACUACAAGAAACCAGCACGUCGUAGAAAUGGCUUAUGCGUGCAUGAAGCUUUAAGUAGUCUCAGAGUGAAGUUUGCUACCCUGGCCAUGAUCUGAUAAUAAUUAUGUCUCAUGCUUCGUUCUCGAGAUCACUUUGUAGUACCGCUAGUAUACGCUGGCGUCACCACACAUUUUAGCUAAAAUAACUGAAAGAAAAAAAAUAUUUGAAAGCUGUAUACUGAUGCUCUUUUACCUCGAUCUUCUUCUUCAUAACGCUUUGUGUGUGCGGCGUAUACACCACGUAUUUCUUUUUCUUUCUUAUUCAUUGAAUAAAGGUGAUAGUUCUUUUCUUUUACAGUUUAUCUUCUAUCAAAUUAACCAUAUUUGAUUUGAGAAUGAGCAAAAGGAGGUGUGAUCUCGACAAGGCAGAAGCCUAUCGAGAUAAAAUAUUAAAAUAUAAAAGAUUAUUGAAUGACACAGUUGAAAGCGAUGAUCAAGAUGGCCUUUCAGAUGACUCAGACACUAACGCUCAGGCAAUUGACGAACCGAUAACCGACGAGAACGAUCGGAAUAUACCAAAUGUUCAAAAUGUGGUGAACGAGUCUGAAGAGACGUUGAAUGGUGAGGCUAACGCUCCCAUUCUGAGCGAAAAAGCCCGAGAACUCCUGAGAGUUGAGAAGCGUCGUCAAAAAGAUAAAGCUUUCGUUCUCCAUAAUGAGUUAGCAGAUUGUUGGAAAGAAAUUAUAUUGUCGGGCAUGGAAUCGACCGUCAAAAAAUCCAUGGAAGAAAAAUACCCUACUAAGGGAAAUUGUCCUUUGAAAGCACCGGAAUUGAAUGCGGAGCUCAUUCCGUUACUUCACAAAACGGCCAAGAAUCGAGACAAAUAUUUAAUAGCAAAUCAGGAGAUGUCUGGAAGAGGUUUGGUUGCACUUGGAAAUGCGAUUGGUGCAAUUUUUAAUGAUGAAAAUGAGCCUGUUGAUAAAGAUCAACUCCUUGAGUGGCUCUGUGACGCGAGCUCCAUGUUUUGCGAUGUGAAUCAUCAAUUAUCUAAAACAAGAAAACAUCAGAUAUAUCAGCAUGUGGACGAGAAACGUAAAGUCAUAUUGGAACAAUCAGAAACGGAUUCUUUUCUUUUUGGAGAAGAUUUAGGCAAAAGAAUUAAAACAGCGACGGCGGCAGAGAAAGUGGGUCUCUAUUAAAACUCAGGCAGAGAAGAAACAGUCAUAUGUUCGUCAGACGUUAAACUGGAAAGGCUCGUCAGCAUAUCGAAGCGGCCACCGCCAGAUGAGCCAAUUCAACAAAACAGGGCCGAGAACAACUCAGAAUUUUCGAUUUCCGAAUUCGACGUAUCGGAACACAGGCAGACAACAAAAUCGAACAAAACCGUCGAACAACACGGAGAAGCAGAAGUAAUUCCCUUCGCAGGAUGUCUACGCUACUUUUCACAGGCUUGGUCGAAAAUUACUAACGAUAAGUUUGUUUUAUCUACGAUAAAUGGAUACGAAAUACCUUUCUUAAAAGACCCCAUUCAAACUUCAGAACCUAAUGUACGUACAGAUAUUGAUCUUGUUUUAAUGCAAAAAGCCUUAAAAAAUGUUUUAGAUAUUGGGGCUGUUAGAAAAUGCAAGGAGAGCAAGGGUCAUUUCAUCUCGGGUAUAUUUUUAGUUCCCAAAAGUAACGGGGAAAUGAGAUUCAUAUUGAAUUUAAAAAAAUUAAACGAAUUUAUUGAGCCGAUUCACUUUAAGAUGGAGGAUAUACGUACAGCCGUGAGAUUGAUGUCUGAACGUAGCUUCAUGUCAAAUAUAACGAGUUAAGUAUUUGGCCUUAAAAAAGUACGGAGGAGAUUAUCAGGCUGAUAUGUUGGUUCCGGAGUUGGUAAAAAAGGAUCUUGAGUGGUGGCGAGAGAAAAUUCUCAUCACGAAAAACCCCAUCCGCAAAUCUAUAUACAAAAUAUCGAUAUUCUCGGAUGCCUCUUUAUCCGGAUGGGGAGCAUAUUGCAACGGCGAAGUAGUAUAUGGUCAUUGGUCGUCAGACGAGAAAUUGUUACACAUAAAUCAGCUUGAAUUAAUGGCGGCCUUUCUCGGAUUAAAGGCUUUUGCAGAUCAUUACAAUGGUUGUUAAGUUUUGUUAAAAAUUGACAAUUCAACCGCAAUAGCGUACAUUAAUAAAAUGGGAGGAACUAAAUUCCCUGAAUUAAGUAAAAUAGCUUUUGAUAUAUGGUCAUGGUGUGAGAAAUGUCAAAUAUGGAUUUUUGCAACGUACAUACCGUCAAGAGAAAAUACGGAGGCGGACAUAGCCUCUGAAGUCGAAAGAGUUGAUAUAGAAUGGGAGCUUUCUUCUACAGCUUUCAGUGCUAUUACUAGAAGAUUUGGCGAUAUAGAAAUAGAUUUGUUUGCUUCUAGUAUUAAUACCAAAUGUGAGGUUGUUUUGUUCUUGGCAUAAAGACCCACGUGCAAGGUGCAUUGAUGCUUUUUCUUUUGACUGGGCCUCGAAAUAUUUUUACGCGUUUCCACCUUUUUCCUUAAUUCUAAGAACUUUAAAAAAGAUUCAAAAUGACCAAGCUUGUAGAAUUGUAGUAAUACCGGACUGGCGAGCACAGCCCUGGUACCCGUUAUGGCUAUCUUUACUUGAAAGCCCUCCUAUGAGAUUUCAACCUUCAAAAGAUUUAUUGCUUGGUUCUGACAGGAAGACACAACAUCCUUUAGCGGACAAAUUGGCCUUACUGGCAGGGAGGCUAUCAGGAAGGCGUAUCAACUACGUGAUAUAAGAGAGGGCACAAUCGAAUUGCUAUUAAAUUCCAUAUCAGGAAAGACGAUGAAUCAAUAUGAUAAACAUAUUGUGGAUUGGUUAGGCUGGUGUGAAAAGAAAAUGUAUAAUCCCUUUAACCCGGAAGUAUCAUGGAUACUGGAAUGGUUCACGGGAAAAUAUCAUCAGGGUGCAUCUUUUGGAACUCUGAAUACUUGCAGAGCAGCCGUCUCGUUUUUAUGUGGCGAGCAUAUCGGAAAGAGCUCAAUGAUUUCUAGAUUUCUUAGAGGAGUUGCCAAAGAAAGGCCAGUUAAACCAAAAUAUGACAGAAUUUACAGUCUAGAUCCAAUUAUUAAAAGAUUGGAAAUAAUUAAUCCUUUAGAAGAAUUAACAUUACAACAGCUAACGUCAAAAUUGGCAAUGCUAUUGGCUUUAGUCACAGCUCAUAGGAAACAAACGUUGAUUGCAAUUAAAAAGAGUAAUAUUUGUAGAGUAGAAAAAGGUUAUGAAAUUGAGAUUCCAUCAAGAAUAAAACUACAAGACCAGGUGCAUAUCAACCCCUAUUAUUGAUACCAAGAUUUAUAAAUAAACCUAACCUCUGUGUGGCUUCAACGUUGGAGAAAUAUUUGGAACGUACUUCGUCUCUAUUGGAAACAGAUAAUUUAUUUAUUACGACUAGAAAACCAUACAAGGCGGCCUCAAAGGAUACUUUGAGUCGUUGGUUAAGGGCAUUUUUGUCAGAAUGCGGCAUAAGUUCAAAAUAUGCACCUCAUAGCCUUAGGCACGCGGCUACGUCGUCAGCUCAAGCAAAAGGCAUAGAGGUCAAUGUAAUUAAAAAAUUAGCCGAAUGGUCUAAAACUUCGAAAGUAUUCGACACUUUCUACAAUCGUCCAAUUGUUCAAGAUAAUCCAGCAUUUGCUCAAGCAGUUCUUAGUUAAAAAAGGAAAAUAAGAAAAUGUAUGUUCUGUGUUUGUAAAUGUUAAACAAAUAAAAUGAGAUUAAUGUUUUGUA
Messenger RNA from Venturia canescens, 7137 nucleotides. RefSeq lists its product as uncharacterized. The transcript has 2 exons. NCBI's taxonomy places the organism in Eukaryota, Metazoa, Arthropoda, Insecta, Hymenoptera, Ichneumonidae. The coding region runs from base 3777 to 4580 and encodes 267 amino acids. The record is from RefSeq and is a predicted model, not a curated record.